CACAGCGAGCUGCAGUCAUGCUGCUGAAGCUGCUGCUCAUAGUGUUGAGCUCUCACUGCGUCUGGACCAGAAAGUCUGAACCGUCGCUCGAUGAGGCGGACGCGGGACUUUUCAGGGGAUCCGACAAAUACGACUUUGCCGUGGAGGUUCCUGCUGCAGGGAUGGAGUGUUUCUGGCACUUUGCCCACCAGAGUGGAAGCUUCUACCUGACGUACAUGGUUCAGUGGGUAACAGGGAUGGCCAACGAUCACCGGCUGUUUGUGACGGUCAACUCUCCGCAGGGAGAACUCGUGGCUUCAAAGAACGACGCCGUCGGUCAAAUGAACUUCCAGACCGAGGUGACAGGUUUUUACCGGAUGUGUCUUGGGAACCACAACCAGUUCGGAGGCAUCAGGGUCUUUGUGAACUUCGGCGUCAUCUACGAAGGCUUCGAGGAGUCAAAGACAGAGAUGGAGGAAGGAGAGAAAGUCCUCAACAGCACGUUGGCCGGUAUUGAGGAGAGUGUGCAGAAGCUCCAGAAUCAAAUCUUUCACAUGUGGCGUCAUUACAACUUUGCCCGCAUGAGGAAAGGGAAGGGCCACUACCUCCUCCUGUCCAACUUCAACUACAUCACCUGGUGGUCGGCGACCCAAACCCUCGUCAUCCUCCUGUCCGGAUACCUGCAGCUCCUCGUCCUCAAAAGACUCUUCCGCACGGACUCCAGCAGGCCGCGAUGCUGAGAGCAGAACGUCCAAACAUCUUCUACCAUCGCUGAGUCAAACCCUUCAUUUGAUACAUGUUUGGAUCCCGCACACUAUCUGAAGCUAGAGACCGAAACACUUUACUGAGACAUUUAUGCCCCGUUUCCACUGCAUGGUGCGGCUCGACUCGACUCAACUCGCUCUUUUUUGGUUUUCCGUAAGAAAAAGCCUUGUAUAGCACCUGGUACUUUUUUUAGUAGCAUCUCAGCCGAGGUUCCAAGCGAGCUAAGCUAAUACUAGACGGUGACGUUAAAACACUGCAGACCCGUGAUUGGUCAGAGAGAAUCGUCACCUGCGCGUCAUCUUGCACAAACCCAGUGUGUCACAGUCUGCUCCAGUACUUCUUACCUCAGCCCAGUACUUUUCCACACCCCGCCUCCUUCUCACCUCACCAGCCAGCCACUCCCAGCUCAUUACCUCACCUUGGGCUCAGGCUGCUGCCAAUUAAUCAAGCCCUUAUUUAAGCCUCUCCCAAUCAUUGUUGUGACACAGUGUGUAUAAAUAGAAAACUACCGUCAACAACAAAUGUAAUUUUUCAACCCAGAUUUGUUUUUAAAUGCCAGCUGACAUAACUAUGCUGUACACCACGCCUUACAUUUGACGAAAUGCAGACGCUCCUCCUUUUCACAGCAGUUCAAAGCAGCGUUGCUAUGGCUAACAACUGGUCACUCCGCCUACACCAAGAAGCGAGAAUCAGUGGAAAACAAAGCACCUGGUACCAAAACUGAAUCCAGCCGAGUGGAGUCGCACCAUGCCGUGGAAACGUGGCUUUAGUUCCUAAAACUACUUUCUUAUUGUCUCCAGUUCAGUUCAUAUCUUUCAGAUUUGUCAAAGCUUUUUUAUGUGCCAACUUUUAAAUAAUGUGUUUAUGACGCCAAUCAUAGAAUAAAAUUCUCUACUCCA
Molecule: messenger RNA, 1643 nt
Organism: Cottoperca gobio
Lineage: Eukaryota; Metazoa; Chordata; Actinopteri; Perciformes; Bovichtidae
Product: transmembrane emp24 domain-containing protein 6-like
Exons: 4
Coding region: 18-719 (233 amino acids)
Source: RefSeq, a predicted model, not a curated record